UCUUAGGUCCGUGGAUCCUCAUUUGAAUAACGUCGCGGGUCUUCCCAUCUUCUUAACUCGUCCCCAUACAGCUCUCUGAUUACGCGUCCCGAGCCAUCCGAUACAUACUCUAUCACGGGAGAAUUCUAGCCUGCCAGCCCAUCAUGGAUUCAUUCACAGUUCCCGGCUUGGAUCUAUGCAUGUACCCCGCGGGGGCGCCACCGCCGGGCACUGUCUCCAAUUUCGAGAACCCAGACACGCUGGUGGCGGUCCUUAUGUCAAUAUGCAUCCUAAUGACCGUCUUAUCUGUCAUUUUCACAGCCUGUAGACUAUUUGCUAACAGGCGGAAACUGUGGUGGAGCGAUUACUUCGCCACCACUGCGCUGAUUUUGCUGCUCGCCCAAACUGGUCUCAUGCUGGCUCAGACCAGGUUCGCGCGCCAUCAGUGGGAUGUGAGAGCAUGCUGGUACGAUGGCACAUAUACGAAGAUUCUCUUCGCCCAGCAAAUCAUUGUCUCUUUCGUGCUGUUCUUCUCCAAGGCUUCUAUCUUCUUGCUGUUCUACCAGGUCUUCGAUGUCAAGCAAGCGAUGCGCAUGGCUAUCCGCGUCGGGAUCGUCUUCUCCGGGUUGAUCUACUUUACCAACAUUCCCACCUCGGCAGUUUUGUCGGCGCCUCAUGUUGGGGAGACGUGGGCUAGCGUCUUGUUGAGCGGGCGCCCCGAGAGGGAUCUGAUUUGGGGUGUCGUCCAGUCUGCCCUGGGAAUCAUCCUGGAUCUAUUUAUCUUCUUCUUGCCGGUUCCGGUCAUUAUGAGCCUCAAUCUAUCAACGAAGAAGAAGAUCCAGAUUCUGGCUGUCUUUACGACUGCCGCAGUGGGAGUCGUCGCUAGUGUUCUGUCACUGGUCUAUAGAGUAGAAGCGUUGGACACUAAUGAUGGCACGUGGAAGUACACGUCUCUUCUUAUCUGCAGCGUCGUCGAGAACCAUGUAGCCAUCAUCGUCAGCUGCACCCCCGGCUUCGCCAAUUUCACGAGGGUCUACGUCUCCCAGCUGUGGAUCGUCAAGUCUCUUCGCUCGACCCUCGGUGGAAGCGGCAGCGGCAGGUCGGGCAUUAUUAGCAGGCUAUCAAUGCAGAACAAAGAGGAUCCGAACCGGCCGAGGACGGGAAGGGGGUUUGGAAAGAAGGCCAAAGGUGGCUUCGGCGCUCUCGGCGACACUUCCAUCCUCCAGAGCGUAGUAUCGACCGCCGAAGGGGGUGAUGGCAGCAUCUUGCUGCCACUGGCUUCACAUUCCCCACAAAUUGUGCGAAUAGUGAACAUAUCGCACGAGACUCAUCGUCCUGGCCCCACGCCAGCAGCUGGAGUUGCAGAGCCCCAAAUUCAGAGUUACCCCCCCGGUACUUUCUAUUACGGACCUGGAGCCGCCGAGCCGCCUACACAGUCUGUCUGGUUUUAUUAUGUUCCCUCUGCAAACGAGCAGGUUGAGAGACCUUCCCAUGAUCCUGGCACAUACCCGUCUUGGCACUCUCCCUCUCAGAGUUCUGCGGAGCGGUUAGUUGUUCAACGACCAGGAGAAGCUUAGCUCUGUUAUCGUGUCCUCAUGACGACUUAAAAAAUGUGGGUGGAAAUUGGGCCGCGACUAGAGGGGAGCGGAGCAGAGGGGGGACAGAAGACGACGUCCUUGGUCUCGUGUAAAAGUAUUAAACUCCAAUUCAUC
This is a messenger RNA of Durotheca rogersii, 1691 nucleotides long. RefSeq lists its product as uncharacterized. The record is from RefSeq and is a predicted model, not a curated record. Bases 144 to 1556 code for a protein of 470 amino acids. The transcript is spliced from 4 exons. Lineage: Eukaryota; Fungi; Ascomycota; Sordariomycetes; Xylariales; Xylariaceae.